CCUCACGUGGAGGGUCCCUCCUGCAGCAGCUGCCGUGCCAACCAUUUCCACCUGAGCACCGAGAACCGCGAGGGUUGUCUGCCCUGCUUCUGCAUGGGUGUGACCCAGCAGUGCACCAGCUCCUCCUACUACCGGGGCCUGGUCACUAGCCCCUUCCUCCCAAGCGACUUCCAGAACUUCGCCCUGGUGAACCGCCAGCACAGCACCCGCAUCGUGACCGGCUUCGUCGUGGAGCAGUCAGCCGAGGGGCCGCAGCUCUCCUUCGGGCGCUUCGGCCAGCUGGGCCAGGAGUCCUACUACUGGCAGCUGCCCGGGCCCUACCAAGGAGACAAGGUAUG
This is a messenger RNA of Terrapene triunguis (Three-toed box turtle), 338 nucleotides long. RefSeq names its product basement membrane-specific heparan sulfate proteoglycan core protein-like. The record is from RefSeq and is a predicted model, not a curated record. NCBI's taxonomy places the organism in Eukaryota, Metazoa, Chordata, Testudines, Emydidae. The annotation marks the transcript as partial. The transcript has 2 exons.